AUGACUGAUAAAUUAUUCGAAUCUUGUACUGAAAUAUCUACGGGUUUUGUAUGUGACAAUUGUCAUAUAAGUAUAGAUCGUGUUGAAUGGAAACGAUGUACAAAAUGUAAACAAUUUGAUUUAUGCCAUAAUUGUGAAAAUGUUCCAUAUGAAAAUUUACCGAAAAAAAUUCAAGACUAUCAUAAAAGUUUACAUGCUGAAUCAGAUCCAAAUGAAGUAAUAACUAAUCAAUAUAUGUCUCCUGUAGGAGUCGAAGAAGCUAUAGAAAAUUUGGAGAAUAAUUUUGGUAAAACGAUAAAUUCACAAUUGAAUAAAAUACGUCAUAAUAAUAGAAUUGAUAAUGAUUAUCAAAUGAAUCAUAUUAUACAUAAAUUAAAACAACUACAAAAACCUUCAUCACAUGCUGAAGUUAAAUUAACAUCAGAAUCUGGAGAAGUUACAGAAUCUGAAUUACUUGCAUUAAUUGGAAAAUAUUAUACUCAAGGACAUGAAACUAAUAUCAAUAUAUUAAGUUUAGAUGGUGGAGGUACACGUGGUCAUAUGUCUUUUAAAGUUCUUUGUCAACUUAUAACAGAAAUUUAUCCUGAACAUAAUACAAGUUUUAUUGAUGCUCAAUCAAAAUUUAUUGAUGCAUUUGAUUAUCUUGUUGGUACAAGUACAGGUGGACUUAUUGCUUUUUGUUUAGCUGUUAAUCAUGAUUUAUCUGAUAUUAAGGAAAUCUAUGAAAAAGCUGAACAAUUUUUUAAACGACAAUGGUUAACAAAAUAUGGGCCAGUUCUAUGGGAUAAAUAUGAUCCUACACCAAUAUAUAAUAAAAUUGAUUAUAUUAUUGAUAAUAUUCCAUUUCUAAAAGAAAGAAACUUAUCAGCUAAAGAUGCAACUUUACUUGAUAUACAUAAUUUAUUAAAUCCACAUUGUACAACUAAUGAUCCAACAUCUGAAUUAGAUCAUCAAUAUCAUAGUAAUUGGUUAGAAUUUGAUGAUAAUCCAACUAAUCCUACAAUGAGAGAACGUGAGAAAGUUUUACUUAUAACAGCUUAUAAUACAACAAACGAUUGUAUGACUAUAUUUAAUACAAGUUAUAGUGAACAUUGGGGUUAUCGUAUAGCAGAUGUAUUAAAAGCGACAAUGGCUGCUCCAACUUAUUUUCGACCUUGUACAAUGUAUAAGAGGAAAAAGAAUGUGAAUGGUAUUUAUGAACGAGAUGGUAAAGAUGAAACAUUUCUUGAUGGUGGAGUAUUUGCUAAUGAUCCUGAAUUAGCAGCAUUAUGGGCAAUAAGAAUGCAAUGGAAAAAACCAGUUAAAUAUCAUUUAAUGUGUAUUGGUACAGGACGUUAUAAUGCAAAAUUAUCAAUGGAUCAUAAUUGGAAUGGUGGAUAUAAAUAUUGGUUAUUAGAUACAAAAGGUUUAUUAGUUAAUGUAUUUAUGGAUGGUACACGAAGUUUAACAGAAACUAUUACGAAUAAUUUAGCAAAAUUUGAUAGUAUUAAACGAAUUAAAUUUAAUUAUAAAUUAACAGAAUCUAUGGAAUUAGAUGAUCCAACUUUUGCAGUCAAAUUUAAUGCAGCAUGGGAUGCUAAACUCAAAGAUGGACAUGAUUAUAAAACAUUGCUUUUCUUUUAUAAAAAAUAUAUUCAGAAACACUAA
This is a messenger RNA of Adineta steineri, 1647 nucleotides long. Lineage: Eukaryota; Metazoa; Rotifera; Eurotatoria; Adinetida; Adinetidae. The record is from the annotation of a GenBank genome assembly.